AUAAAGAUGUUUGGCAUUACCAAGGCUGAAUUAGUGCUAAUAAAAUGCUAUCUCCUAAUGUUUAUGGUUACUUGGGCAGGACAAAUGCUAGAUAAUGAAAAAUAAUUCAGGACGUCAAAAAAGGGUCUCAAAAUCAGGACAUGUCCUGCUAAAUCAGGACGGAUGGUAUCCCUACCUAAAAGCAAACCGAAUCAAAACAAAAGUGCUGAAGUGUAUUUUUGUCGGUUUUCUGCUAAUAUUGCACUAUGCAAUUGCGAGAAACAGAAAUGUGCAUAAAAUGAUGAUAUUAACGUAAAAAUAAAUACACAGUAGAAGCAAUUAUGUCGAAGCAAAAGUGGAAGAACUCUAAACAAUACUGUGCCAAACCGGAAUGCGAUCCGUACGAUUUGUGGUACCAGCAGUCUAACGUAUUCUCCGAUUACAUGAAUGAUGCUCCUUGUCAAAUCCCGAAAGUAGAAGCACACCUUGCAGAUCCUAUUGAACUGGUGGAAACAAUUGAUAGCAUCGAUCUACCGGCGCAUCGUUUGACGGGAAAAGUUCGCAACCAUUACCUAAAUUAUCUCGAAAAUUUACUAGCACGUAAUUACAAAACAUGGUCUGAUACUAUAGACUCACUUGAUAAUGUGAUGUUCACAUCUUCUGAGAUUAAGCGCUGUGCAGAAAGUAUUGAAUUGAAAGCGGUUAAGUCUUGCAUGAUUGUAUCACUUUAUCGCAGCUACAUACUCAACAUUAUAACACAAAUUCGCAAAGAAACGAAUGAGCUCAACUUACACUCCCAUCUAAUUAACAUGAAAUUUACACCAAAGUUUGUUAAAAAAGAAUUAUGUAGUGUAGCAGUUCAGACAGAACCAAGCGUCUCAGGCCCUUGCCAUUUGGAAUCCUCCAUUAUGGAAGUGAACGGCGAAGUUCCUCUUUAUGAUACAUCUCUUGAUGAAAAAAUACGACAUUUCAAGAAAAAACUACAUUUCAAUGAACCGAACACACUUUCAUGCAAAAAACGGCGUAAAGACCAAAGAAAGAAAAUUAAUAAAGAUGAUCGGCGUUUAGCAGCAACAGAUAGAAUAGACAAGCGCAAAUCCAAACUUUCGGCUACACGUGAAAAUUCAAACCAGUUAUACGAAGAUGUUCAACCUGUAACUUCUAAUAUUUGCAGCGCAGAACCAAUUUUGGAUAGAAAUGACAGUAAUGAUGAUCAAAUUAUGCGUGAACUUGAAGCAAUGUUUGAAAUGGAGGAUAAUGGAAACAUCUUUGAUUCUUGUGAAAACCAAGUUCAAAUUAAAGCAAUUAUUAAUGAAAUCGAGCAGUUUGAUCCGCCCAAUUUAGAUAAAAAGGAUGGAAUGUUAGCUUCUCGUGAUGAUCAUCUUCCUUCUCCAAGAUUAAAGCAAUCUCUUAACGAUAAACACAGUUUUACUGUCCCAAAAAAGGUGCUUGAAAAUACUGAAGCACACGUAGAGGAUCUUAAAAAAAGCUUGUGGCUAUGCGAGUUACACAUGCAAAAAAUGAGAUUACGUGAUUUACUGAGUAAUAUCGCGGAUAACAAUUAUUUUCGUUAUGAAAGGAUUCAAGCAAGGUUUAUUGUACUGUUUGGUGAUUUUGAACACGAAGAAGAUGAACUUGGACCUUACAGUCCAUCAAUCGAGCUAAACGAUGUGCUAGUAGCUAGCUGCAGACAGAGAAUUGCUAAAUGGGUAGUGCAAGCUUUAAUGAAACCAUUAAAUGACGGCCUCAUUGGUAAUAGGUUCCUUUUUAAGAAGUUGGCAAAGCACAUCGCCGACGGUAUAAUCUUUCAAAACCAAUAUCCUGAUCAACAGUUCAUCAAAAAUUACGUGCUGGAUUACUUUUGUGCUCAUCGUGCCGUGUUAUCCAUUGAAGAUAUGAUAUAGUACAACUGAGUUAAUAAAAUAAAAUGUUUGAUUUCCUUUCAGAUUGUUUUUUCCAAAUUGCUGUAAUUGAUAGAACUUUCAAAUAAAAAAAUAAGAGUAAUUCAAUAAAGUAAUUGUAUUAAAAUCA
This is a messenger RNA of Wyeomyia smithii (pitcher-plant mosquito), 2010 nucleotides long. RefSeq lists its product as uncharacterized. Lineage: Eukaryota; Metazoa; Arthropoda; Insecta; Diptera; Culicidae. The transcript has 6 exons. The record is from RefSeq and is a predicted model, not a curated record. The coding region runs from base 321 to 1883 and encodes 520 amino acids.